Molecule: messenger RNA, 1194 nt
Organism: Aureococcus anophagefferens
Lineage: Eukaryota; Pelagophyceae; Pelagomonadales; Pelagomonadaceae
Exons: 1
Coding region: 1-1194 (397 amino acids)
Source: RefSeq, a predicted model, not a curated record
AUGCGCCUGCGCAACCAGUUCAUCUGGCUCGUUGCCGCGGGCGGCGCCGUCGUCGGCGUCCGAUGGCUGCUGGAGCGGCCGGUGCGCUGCGGCGCGAGCGCGCUCGUGCCGGAGGCUGCUCUGGAGGCUGCUCUGGAGGCUGCGCCGCUGCCCGCCGCGCCUCCGGCCGCAGCAGCGCCGCCCGCGACGCCGCGCCGCCGCCGCGCGGGCAUCCUCUACCUGCGCAUCACGAGCGCCACGGAGGCGACGCGGGCCGGCACGUCGCCCUGGCCCCAGUGGCUGCCGGCCGUCGAGGCGUCGGCCGCGGCGAACGCGGACGAGGUGGCCUACUACUUCGCGGGCCCGGCGACGAACUUCUCCUGCCCGAACUGCGUCUCCAUCCCGACGGACCUCGACGCGCUCCUCGGCCGCGUCGAGGCGCACCUCGGCGUCGACCGGGCCAAAGUGUCGGUGAAAUCCCUCAAGCACAAGAUCUGCGACCUCAAGCCCAUGUGGCCCACGCUGUUCCCCGAGGUCGCGGCGGCCCACGAGUUCGUCGGCUACGCGGACCUCGACGUCAUCUUCGGCGACCUCGCGGCGGAGGUCCGCGCGCUCCGGGACGGCGACGAUCUGUUGGUCCCGAGCUCGUGGUACCCGGCGCCGCUCGCGAACGGCAACUUCCUGCUCUUCCGGUCCGAGCGGCGCGUCCUGGACAUCUUCCGGCGCCACGCGGGCUGGCGGGAGGCGCUCACGACGCCGGGCUACGACGUCUACGACGAGUGGCACGGGAAGGCGCCCGAGCGGACGUUCAUGCACGCGCUCCUCGAGGAGCACCUCAACGGGCGGCUCCGGCCGCGGCCGACGGCGCGCCUCUUCCUCCAGGACGUCGUCGGCCCGCGGAACCUCUGGGACCGGCCCGCGAGCGUCCGCGUGCGCUGGGAGCGCGGCGCGCUGACCGCGGCGUACGACGGGCCGUGCGUCUGCGCCAAGGACAUGGUCCCCCAGUUCUCCAUCGCCCAGUGCGCCCAGUGCGUGCGGCGGCCCGGGGAGAAGCUCGAAGACGUCGUCGUGACGCGCGAGCUCGAGGUGCUGGCCUACCACAUGCUCUCCGCGAAGUUCCACGUCCGCGACGUCGAGCCGCGGCUCGCGAACUGCUCCCGCUUCGACCUCACGAAGGCCGACGACAGCCUCAAGCACACGUUCGCCUGCCGAUGA